Molecule: messenger RNA, 2144 nt
Organism: Lineus longissimus
Lineage: Eukaryota; Metazoa; Nemertea; Pilidiophora; Heteronemertea; Lineidae
Product: retinoblastoma-binding protein 5 homolog
Exons: 12
Coding region: 153-1766 (537 amino acids)
Cellular component (GO): Set1C/COMPASS complex
Molecular function (GO): protein binding
Source: RefSeq, a predicted model, not a curated record
AUCGAGAACGAGAACGCUUGGCUGACUGGACGAUAUGGUGUACUUGUUUAUGCCGCAUGAGUCAUGUUAUACUCUAAGGUUAUACUAAUGAUAUUCUAGGAAAUGUGUUCCUCGAGCACCAGGGAUUAUAACAAGAAGAGCAGGUGGCUUGGAUGUUGUUACCAAUAAGGUUGAUUUUAUACCCAAGAGAAUGGGGGACAACUGAACCAGCUGGCCUGUUCGGCAGUUCGUUUGUUUCGGAAUCGUUUGGACAGAAUUAUCCGGAGGAUUUCGAUGGUACACUGGACUCUGUCAGUAUUGCUGUGACAUGUGCAUUCAACAGACGAGGAACACUGUUGGCUGUUGGCUGUAACGAUGGGAGAAUUGUCAUCUGGGACUUCCUGACUCGCGGCAUUGCAAAGAUAAUACAGGCACAUGUCCAUCCGGUCUGCUCACUCAGCUGGAACCGAAAUGGCCAGAAGCUGCUCAGUGCCUCGACUGACAACAGUGUUGCAUUAUGGGAUGUAAUGGCCGGAGAAUGCGAUAAAUCAUACAGAUUUCCAUCGCCGAUCUUGAAGGUUCAGUUUCAUCCUAGGACUUGCACCAAGUUCCUGGUGUGUCCGAUGAAGCAUGCAGCCGUGUUAAUGGACACAGAGAGGAGCACAAGUAUUGUCCCCCUUGAUGAUGAGGUCAGGAUUUCUGAUCUGAAUAUAGUGGCAUCAUUUGACCGGCGUGGUGCCCACAUUUACACGGGCAAUGCUAAGGGUCGAAUCCUUGUGUUCACGACAGAAGGGCUCAAGCUGAAGGCAUCAUUUCGGGUCACGACAGGGACUUCCAGCACCACAGCUAUAAAAUCUUUGGAGUUUGCUCGUCGAGGAAAUUGUUUCCUGGUGAACUCUGCUGAUAGAAUCAUCCGGGUUUAUGACAGUGAGGAGGUUCUCAUGUGUGAAAAGGAUGGUGAGCCGGAACCAAUUCAAAAGCUUCAAGAUCUCGUCAACAAGACAUUAUGGAAGAAAUGUAGUUUCUCUGGUGAUGGUGAAUAUAUCUGUGCUGGGUCAGCCAGGCAGCACGCCCUCUAUAUCUGGGAGAAAAGUGUAGGCAAUCUCGUCAAGAUCUUACAUGGAACGAAGGGCGAGUUACUACUUGAUGUGGUGUGGCAUCCUGUACGACCAAUCAUAGCCUCGAUAUCCAGUGGGGUGGUGUCCAUCUGGGCUCAGAAUCAGGUGGAGAACUGGAGCGCGUUUGCUCCUGAUUUCAAGGAGUUGGAUGAAAAUGUUGAGUAUGAGGAACGAGAGUCUGAGUUUGAUAUUGAGGACGAGGACAAGUCAGUAGAGGAUCCUAAAGAUGCAGAUGUUGGCGAGGACGUUGAGGUUGAUGUGGACACCAUUGAGCCAAUUGCAGCAUUCGUUAGCAGUGAUGAGGAAGCUGAGGAUGAGGAGGCGUUGAUGUUCCUCCCGGUCGCACCAGAGAUGGAUGAGGAGGAGAUGUGGCCAGCAGGCGAGCAACAAGUUCCAGCAGAGGAAGCACACCCGAAGAAACGAUCAUCUGACUCGUCCACCCCUUCCAAGAAAAAGAAGAAACCAGACAAGCCAGUGGAGGUAACCUUACCUCAUGCUCCGAGUGAUGAGAUUCACCCACUUCUGAGCACCAAGAAGCCAGCCCAAGAAAAACAACCCUCAAAGACGAGUAAGUCACAGCGAGCCAAGACUUCUCAUCAUAAAAGUUCAACAAAACACGACUCGAAGUCAUCAAAACGGAAACACGACCACAAGGAAAACUACUAUUAGUUGGAGUCCUCCAGUUUUAAGAGUCCUCCCAUGUGAACUUGACCAACCAGCAUAGGACUGCCACUGAUUCAAUGUUGUUCUUUAUAUCCAUGUGUAUCUUGUUCAUCCUGAAGAAAGAGUAUCCACAUCCAUCUAUUCACCAAGUACCAAAUACUACUCCAACUGCUUGGUGUGUGUUGGCUGAGCAGUUGGUCAUCCAUGCACAUGUAUGACGUAGUUGACCUGGAUCAACGUCUUUGCUACAAGAGCAAUCAUCUAAAAUCAUUGUUUGGAGAGCCAUUCAAAUUAAAACUAGCCAAGCUUUGAUAUGGAAGCAUGGCUGGUGAUCCUAAUAAUCACAUUGUAAAAUAUUCUUGUAAAUAUAAUAUUUUAUGUAGA